AUGUCUCAUAACAACGAUAUUGUCCUUAUAGAUUCAAGUUCGGACGAAGAUGAAGUACAACAGAAUGCUAAAAGGUUUAAGCCAGAUCCAGAACUGAAUACUUACUCAAAUAAUAAGUCAAAUAAUGGGAAGUUUUCCAUUGCUCCAUUCCAGGAAGUAUCCUCUUCUUCUUCUUCUUCUGAAAAUGAGGAUGAGGACGAAGACACCUACGGCGAUAGCAUACAACAUCCAAUUAUGCUAGUUGAUAGUAACAACACACCACGAGCAUCUCAAAAUGGUGGUGACGAUGAUGAUGGAGAUGAUGAUGGAGAUGAUUCAGAGGGGUUGACACGAACAUCUAACCGUGCGCCACUUGCUUCAGAGAUAACACAAGAACACGAACCAAUUUACAUAUCUAGCGGAGAUAGUGAUAACGAUGAAUAUGACAGUAGUUCAUCUGAUGACUUAGAACCUAAUUUUGAUUUUGAAGAUGUUCCACCUGAAGUAGUGGCUGAAACCAGAAAGUAUCUUAAAGCCCAUGGUAAUAUCAAGUUUCUUGAAAAAUAUUUACCCACAGCAGCAUCUGUCGAGCAUAUAGUUAGAUUAAUUUUGAGAUUAGGAUUUGUGCCGAAGAAUUUACCGACACCUGAUAGUUCCAAUAUAAUGGAAUAUAUCAGGAUACUAAACCAUGCAAUGUUGAAGGUGAAGUCCAUACGAAAUCGAAGAGAAGAUGUGACUACAUUAGAUGAUGCUUUAGAGUUGAUUGCUAAAUCCAAUAAGAUUCUUGUAAUUACAGGUGCUGGGAUAUCAACAAGUUUAGGUAUACCCGAUUUCAGAUCUUCUAAAGGUUUCUAUUCAAUGGUUCAACAUCUAGGGUUGAGUGACCCACAAGAAGUUUUUGAUUUGGAAUUAUUCCAUAUUGAUCCAAGUUUGUUUUAUUCAAUUGCUCAUAUGAUAUUACCCCCAGAAAAAAUGUUCAGCCCCAUGCAUUCAUUUAUCAGAGUGUUACAAGAUCAUGGUAAGUUAUUGCGAAAUUAUACCCAGAAUAUUGACAAUUUGGAAAGUUAUGCAGGAAUUAGUAAAGAGAAAUUAGUUCAGUGUCAUGGAUCUUUUGCCACAGCAAGUUGUGUAACAUGUGGAUACAGAAUCAAUGGAGAGGAUAUUUUUGAUAAGAUUCGAGCUAAGGAAAUUCCUCUUUGUCAACAAUGUACUAAACACAAGACUGAUAUAUUAAAACGAGACGAAGAUUAUUACUUUGCUGAUAGUUAUGGUGUUUUCAAACCUGAUAUAACUUUUUUUGGAGAAGCUUUACCAAGUAACUUUCAUGAUCAUAUUAGAGAGGACAUUUUAGAAUGUGAUUUAUUGAUUUGUGCUGGUACUUCUUUAAAAGUUGCACCUGUAAGUGAUAUCGUUGAUAAAGUUCCCGAAAAGAUUCCCCAGAUAUUGAUAAAUAAAGAUCUGAUAACCCAUUGUAAUUUUGAUGUGAGUUUAUUAGGGUAUUGUGAUGAGGUUGUGAGUUAUGUGGCGGAUAAAUUGGGGGUUGAAUGGGAUUUACCCCAUAAAGAUUACAAUUCAAUUAGAGGAGAGAAUGGACAAAACUUGGAAGUAGAACUAUUGGAUACAACUUUAAGAGAGUAUCAUAUUUUUGACAAGUCCAAAGUAGCGGAAGAACCAGACAAAGAAGAGGUGAAAGAGGUUGCACCAGAAAAGGAAACGGAUGGUUCCGAUGUUCAACUUGUAAGUGGUGAAAUAACCAUUGAGAAUACUCCAAUUGCUGAUGAGAAUGUCCCAUCAAAUGGUCUUCGAGAAAACACUCCAUUUCUGUAA
Messenger RNA from Candida tropicalis MYA-3404, 1806 nucleotides. RefSeq names its product histone deacetylase (gene HST1). NCBI's taxonomy places the organism in Eukaryota, Fungi, Ascomycota, Pichiomycetes, Serinales, Debaryomycetaceae. The transcript has a single exon. The record is from RefSeq and is a predicted model, not a curated record. The coding region runs from base 1 to 1806 and encodes 601 amino acids. Gene Ontology annotation, molecular function: NAD+ binding.